This is a messenger RNA of Dibothriocephalus latus, 1677 nucleotides long. The record is from the annotation of a GenBank genome assembly. NCBI's taxonomy places the organism in Eukaryota, Metazoa, Platyhelminthes, Cestoda, Diphyllobothriidea, Diphyllobothriidae.
AAAACCAGUCUGCUAGAGGCCCUGUUGACUCUUCUGCUGUCGGGCCUAGUUGCAGCGAUUGGCAGCUGCUUGCUCAGUUCUGGAGCAUUUCGCAAUUUUAGCCUUUUCUGCUGUUGUUGCGUGAUGGCCGGUUGCCACUUCUCCCUCAUCAAGAGUGUGCAGCCAGACCCCGCAUCUCCGCGACAUGGAUUUAACCACCUCAUAGUAUUCAGUCGCUCCUUCCUCUUCUGCCUCCUCGGUGGGAUCUUCGUAGGCAUCUUUGUGGUUACUGUGCCCAACUCCUUUCUAUCCUCCUCAUGGUCCAGAGAGGGAACUACCUGGCCCCUGGUGGAUGGCAGAAUGAUUGUACCCACAGCGGACUUGUGUGGGCCCAAGUUCUUCUUCGGGCCGGUAUCCGAUGCUGUAGUCACUGUCGCAGACUCCACAGACUAUUUACAAGUUGAGAAACUGACACUGUACGGAUUCACCCUGAACCCUAUCCAGCUAGCUUGUGGCUUCAAGGAUUUCUGUGCUUUUCUCCUUCUCGCCUUUCCGCUCGUAUUUGUUGUGGGUUUGGUGCCCCAACUGAAUACUAUGCUAAUUUAUCUACUAGAACAAGUGGAGAUUCAUGUCUUUGGUGGAACAGGAACUGCAAAUCUCGGAUCUGCUCUCUUUUCCAUAUUCCGCAGUAUCUUCGUUGCUAUUCUCGGUUUCGGACUUUGCUAUUCAGGUGCAAUACGUAAAAAUCCUCAGGAUAUCUUCUUCUCCCUAUUUUGGGGGCUCUAUCUGGCGCUUUGUUUCCUACUCGCACGCCUUCCAAACAACGCUGUUAUCUACUGGAUGAUGUCUGAUUCCUCGAUCAAUUCCGACAAGUCAUCAUGUAAACCAUUAAACACCAGGAGCAGUCUGGCCAGUCGUGUCUCCGCGUCCAUUCGCAGCCUCUUUGUUUUCAAACCAGAAGAACGACAGCAAUCCAUGCAGCGGCGGCAAUCCCAUCACCAAAGACAUCACCGGUCAGCAGGGGAAAUAGACUCCUUCCUCAGCAGUGUCAACAACUUGGAUUUGUCCCGAAAGAGCGUUGAUCUGCUUCACUGCGAUGAUGGUGGGGGCAGAGGAUCGAAGGAUAAUGAGUUUGCUGCCGGCUCAUUGACCGCAGUGGGGUUGGCCCUUCGGCGUUCACAGCCCACUGUUCCCGAACAGGAGGAGACAGCGUUUUCGCUGACCUUUGGCGCAGAGGCUAAUGGUGCCUGCGGGGAUGGAUCCUCAGGUCCUGUCACUGUUGAGACCUCAGACGCUAACGAUCCCCUCUGGACUCGUGUCGUCUCCACCAUGCUAGUUCGUCAGCGAAACGACUUCGUUGUCUUCUUUGUGUGGGCCAUUUUGGGUUUUGCCGUGCACGUGAGCACCUUCUUUACGGUACCUUCGCUACAACCCUCCUUGCCCAAAGUGCUUAUCUGGGUGGCGAUCGUAUGGGGGUUUUCUCUCCAUUACUUCUGGCCGCAGCUCCGGAAGCCCUAUCCGUGGCUGAUUUUUGCCCGCCCCGCCUGCGUUCCCAUCCCGGACGGUGGACUGGCGUCCUACGAGAUCGCCUCCUACUGGUGUCACUGGCUCGAAAAGUACUUCAUAGUGCCGGCUGUUACGCUAUCCACUUCCACUCAGGCACUGCCAACUCUCAUCAACAAGUUUGGCACCUUGUAA